This is a messenger RNA of Zeugodacus cucurbitae (melon fly), 1585 nucleotides long. RefSeq names its product gustatory receptor for sugar taste 43a-like. The transcript has 10 exons. Bases 475 to 1527 code for a protein of 350 amino acids. Gene Ontology annotation, biological process: sensory perception of taste. Lineage: Eukaryota; Metazoa; Arthropoda; Insecta; Diptera; Tephritidae. The record is from RefSeq and is a predicted model, not a curated record. Gene Ontology annotation, cellular component: neuronal cell body; dendrite; membrane.
AGAAGCGCUGACAUAAGUGCAUGAGACGAAUGAUUCUUUUUUAACGAAAAUACCGUUAUUUUUGAAGACAGUAACUCCUCCAAAAAAAAAAAAAAAACAAAUAAAUCAGACCCUAAAAACAUGUGAAGUGGACGAGAGCAAUCGUCUCCAAGAAAUUAUGUUACUCGAUUUCAAAAAAGCAGUUUCAAGAAAAAUGCGUUUAAAGUUUUACGCGUUGUAACUUCACUAUUUGUCCAAAUUAAUAAAGUUUACUUCACACUUUUUGCAAAAACUUUUACAAAAACAGUUUAAAAACUCUUUGAUAGUUUUAGUUUUAAUAUAAACCAAAGUCUAUACAUAUUUGUAAUACCUAUCAAACACUAUCUAUUCCCGAAACUCAAAAAUGAUCAAGUUUUCUACACUUGUUCAUUAGUUUUGUGUCAUUAUAUUUAAAAUAUAACAAUUCCCUUCAUAAAUUGGUUGUUUUUUUUUAGAAUGAAUACUUCUACCUCGAGAGUUGUGACUGCUCUGGACGUAAGUGUGGUGGUGCUGUCCAGUGUUGCUGGUAUUGGAUGUGGUAUAUUUAGUGUAAAGCCAACAAGAGAGCUAAAUCUGCGUUUAAGAAAGUUUGAUGCCGCUUUACACUCAUUUUCGAAUUUCAAACGUGAUCGCAUCACAUCCAGAAUUAUGGCCAUCAUACCGAUGACAAUAAGCGCAGCACUCAUAGUUUUCGAUAUAUGGACAUGGGUGCUACAAGUGGAAUUUUCGCCGAAAAAAAGUUCAAAAGCCAAUAUCAAGUGGUACAUACCGUUUUAUUUACUUUAUCUCGUUAUGAUUGGUUUCCACAUUUUAUUCGCUAACACGGCGUUUGGACUCGGUCGGCGUUUUCGGCGUUUAAAUGCAAUGCUAAAGUGUCAUUAUUUGUCAGACAGCAAACCGUAUAGCUUAGUGCGAACACAGAUUAACAGCAUUAAAAUCACGCCUGACCAAGCGAUGUCGCUACAUGACAGUUUGGACCGUCUGAACACAGAAUCAUUGCCCAAAGAGGGUUUGGGCAAAACUCGUGUUGUGCUCUUGAAAUCACUUGCAGACAACCACGAAUCGUUGGGCAAAUGCGUACAGAUAUUUUCAAACACCUACGGCAUUGCUGUGCUGUGCAUACUUGUUUCCUGCCUGCUGCACAUGGUUGCCACUGCGUAUUUUCUAUUUUUAGGUUUACUCAAUCGAAACAUUAGCGGUUAUGUGUGGGGUCAGGUGAUGUGGAUUAUUUUACAUAUAUUAAGAUUGCUGCUGGUGGUGGAGCCGUGUCACAUUGCAACCUUGGAGUCAAAGAAAACCAUACAAAUUGUGUCUGAGAUUGAACGAAAAGUGCAUGAGCCCGUGCUGGUUGAAGAGAUUAAAAAGUUUUGGCAACAGUUGCUCGUUAUAGAUGUCGAAUUUUCAGCGCUCGGACUUUGUCGCAUCAAUAGAAAUAUACUAACAUCGUUCAGUUCAGCAAUCGCCACAUAUCUGGUUAUACUCAUACAGUUCCAAAAAGCGAGUGGCUGAUGCAUUGUGCAAUGGGAAUUACGAGUAAUUAAAUUAUUGAAAAAUGUAAUACCACAAG